Thunnus maccoyii (southern bluefin tuna) is the source of this 2858-nucleotide messenger RNA. RefSeq names its product v-akt murine thymoma viral oncogene homolog 3b (gene akt3b). Gene Ontology annotation, molecular function: ATP binding; protein serine/threonine kinase activity. Bases 923 to 2362 code for a protein of 479 amino acids. Lineage: Eukaryota; Metazoa; Chordata; Actinopteri; Scombriformes; Scombridae. Gene Ontology annotation, biological process: protein phosphorylation. The transcript has 14 exons. The record is from RefSeq and is a predicted model, not a curated record.
ACAUGUUUCAAUGUUCAUUUGGGCUCCUGACUGUUGUUUUAAGACAAAAAUUGUGAACCCGUCCUUUAAAUUUAGCCCUGACUCUGUUGUAUAUUUCCCAGCUGCAGGCGGGGUCACUGGUUGAAUGAGCUCCCAUGUGUCCGACAGCCCGUGAACGCAGCAGGAGUGUUCCCAGUCAGAUCUGGCUGAAACGUGACGCGCCGACUCGGAGCGGAGCGAGGUUUCCUGGCGGAGCUGCGGAGGAACAGGAGUCGAGGAGCGGGUCUGUCUGUCGGUCUGUCCGCGUCUCUGUCUGCCGCCGCAGUCUCUGCUGUCUGUCUGGGACACCAAACACAAACCUCCCCCCUCUUUUUUACGCCUUCCACGGUCUGGACUCGGCAUCAGCGGCUAUGGAUCCAUCGCUGUCCGCCUCCUGUUUUCGCCGCUGAGGGACCGUCGGAUGCUCCAGUGCCCAUAGAGAAGGAGGGGGAGGCGGCGGAGGAGGAGGGGGGGCAUCCCUAUCAUAUUCUUCGACUACCAGGCUGACUCACCGCUGGAACGCCUGAACACAAGAAGAAGAAGAAGAAGAAGUUUAAGAGAACAAGAGAGUGAGGGGAAAACUGUAAAACCAAGAGAGAGAGAGAGACAGAGAGAAGGAAGGAGGGAGGGGGAGGCAAAAAAAAAAACAAGCUAAAGAGGUGAGGAAGACGAGAGGAGAGAGAGACGAGAUAGCGAAGAGAAAGUCAGUUUGGGUCGGCGGGGAGAAAGGAGGAAAGAGAAAGUGAUUGUGGGAAAGAGAGAGAGAGAAGACAGAUCUGAGGUCAGGUGAGAGAGGGGGGGGCGCAGGUAGGUUGGAGGUCUUAAGACAAGACAACUGACAACUGUCCCUUCACCGUCACCACACUGGGAGAACUGGGAGAAGUGGUGACAAGGAGAAGCCACCAUGAGCGACCAGAACGUCGUCAAGGAAGGCUGGGUCCAGAAACGAGGUGAGUACAUCAAGAACUGGCGACCGCGCUACUUCCUGCUGAAGACAGACGGCUCUUUCAUCGGCUACAAGGACAAACCGCAGGACUCUGACCUGGCCUACCCGCUCAACAACUUCUCUGUAGCAAAAUGUCAGCUGAUGAAGACGGAGCGGCCCAAGCCCAACACCUUCAUCAUCCGCUGUCUGCAGUGGACCACCGUCAUCGAGAGGACUUUUCACGUCGACACACCUGACGAGAGGGACGAGUGGGCCGAGGCCAUCCAGAUGGUAGCAGAGUCGCUGGCCAAGCAGGAGGAGGAGGGCAUCCUGUGCAGCCCCACCUCCCAGAUCGAGAACGUCAACGAGGAGGAGAUGGACACCUCCAUCAGCCACUAUAAACGAAAGACAAUGAAUGACUUUGACUAUCUGAAGCUUCUGGGCAAAGGCACUUUUGGGAAAGUCAUUCUGGUGAGGGAGAAGGCAAGCGGCACCUACUACGCCAUGAAGAUCCUGAAGAAGGAAGUCAUCAUAGCCAAGGAUGAAGUCGCUCACACGCUCACAGAAAGUAGGGUAUUAAAAAACACUCGACAUCCAUUCCUAACUUCUCUGAAGUACUCGUUCCAGACUAAAGAUCGACUGUGCUUUGUCAUGGAGUACGUCAACGGAGGAGAGUUGUUUUUCCACUUGUCAAGAGAAAGAGUAUUUUCGGAGGACCGCACCCGUUUCUACGGCGCUGAGAUCGUCUCUGCUCUAGACUACCUACAUUCUGCCAAGAUCGUCUACCGUGAUCUGAAGCUGGAGAACCUCAUGUUGGACAAAGACGGCCACAUCAAGAUCACAGACUUCGGUCUCUGUAAAGAAGGCAUCACCGACACUGCCACCAUGAAGACCUUCUGUGGAACACCGGAGUACCUCGCUCCUGAGGUGUUGGAGGACAACGACUACGGGCGGGCGGUGGACUGGUGGGGUUUGGGCGUGGUGACGUACGAGAUGAUGUGCGGCCGCCUGCCGUUCUACAACCAGGACCACGAGAAGCUGUUCGAGCUCAUCCUCAUGGAGGAGAUCAAGUUCCCACGAACUCUGUCGGCCGACGCCAAGUCGCUGCUGUCGGGGCUGCUCAUCAAGGACCCCAACAAACGGCUGGGCGGCGGACCGGAUGACGCUAAGGAGAUCAUGCGACACAGUUUCUUUGGCACAGUCGACUGGCAGGACGUCUACGACAAGAAGCUGGUCCCGCCCUUCCAGCCCCAGGUCUCCUCAGAGACGGACACACGCUACUUCGACGAGGAGUUCACAGCACAGACCAUCACCAUCACUCCGCCGGAAAAAUAUGACGAGGACGGGAUGGACGCGGCGGACAACGAGCGAAGGCCUCAUUUCCCACAGUUCUCCUACUCAGCCAGCGGGCGGGAGUGAAGCGAGCGCUCCGGGCCCAGCCAGCCAGCCAGUAUUGUCCCCAUUCGUGGCCAUUUUGAGGAAAACACGUAGCCAUUUUAGGAAGAGAGAAAAAAAAAAAAAAAAUACCAGUCUCCCCUCUUUUUCUCCUUCUCUGCCUCCUCGCAGACGGGGGAGAAGUCUUUUUAGGGACUUUAAAAGAGGUUUUUGCACAGUGGGAUAGACUCCAGCCGGUCUCCCCACACUAAAAAAAAAAAAAAAAAAUAAGUCUCCUACAUUUUCAGCGCUAUUUACUGCAGAAGGCAAUGUUUUUGUUAUUUAUUUUCUUCUCUCCGUCAGUAUUAAGUUGUCGACCCGGGUUGCGUUCAUCUUUGUUGUUAUUUUUUUUUUUUUUGUCGUUUCUGCCCUUUUUAUUCUUCUUCUUCUUUUGACUUUUUUGCACUUGGUUUGGAAGAGCCGUUUUAGGGAACAAAAAACCAAAAAUGUUGCCUUACGUGUGCAGAUGUUUCGUAUCAUA